Messenger RNA from Acipenser ruthenus (sterlet), 3253 nucleotides. RefSeq names its product glial fibrillary acidic protein-like. The transcript is spliced from 9 exons. Lineage: Eukaryota; Metazoa; Chordata; Actinopteri; Acipenseriformes; Acipenseridae. Bases 52 to 1398 code for a protein of 448 amino acids. Gene Ontology annotation, cellular component: cytoplasm; cell projection; intermediate filament. The record is from RefSeq and is a predicted model, not a curated record. Gene Ontology annotation, biological process: intermediate filament organization; regulation of chaperone-mediated autophagy. Gene Ontology annotation, molecular function: structural constituent of cytoskeleton.
AUCGGAGUUUAUUUGCAAAGCCACAGCAGACCCCCUUAACCAGCCAGUGCCAUGAGUCUUAACCUAGAAACCCAGAGGGUGUCGUCCUACAGGAGGAUGUUUCCGGGCCGGGGCUUGAAGAAGCAGUCCAGCGGACGGUACUCCCUGGGCAGCUCCCCUCGCUAUGGCCCCAUCAUGUUCUCCAGCAGCCCGCGGGUCUCUAUGGGGCGGGUGAAGAGCUCUGUGCUGGGGCUGAGCCAGGACCGGGUGGACUUCUCCCUGGCCGACGCCCUCAACGCCGAAUACAAGGAGACCCGCACCAACGAGAAGGUGGAGAUGAUGGACCUGAACGACCGCUUUGCCAGCUACAUCGAGAAGGUGCGCUUCCUGGAGCAGCAGAACAAGGUGCUGGCGGCGGAGCUGAACCAGAUCAGGGGCAAGGAGCCCACCAGGCUGGGAGACAUCUACCAGCAAGAGCUGCGGGAGCUGAGGAAGCAGGUGGACCAGCUCAGCACCGCCAAGGCCAGGACUGACAUCGAGAGGGACAACCUGGCCCAGGACCUGGGCAACCUGCGGCAGAAGUUAGAGGACGAGAUCAAUCUGCGUCUGGAGGCUGAGAAUAACCUGCACUCCUACAGACAGGAUGUUGACGAGGCUGCGCUGAACCGUGUCGCGCUGGAGAGGAAGAUUGAAGCCCUGCACGAGGAGAUCAACUUCCUCAAGAAAAUCCACGAUGAGGAGCUGCGAGAGAUCCUGGAGCAGGUGUCCAGCCAGCAGGUCCACGUGGACAUGGACAUGUCCAAACCAGACCUGACCACAGCGCUGAGGGACAUCCGCACCCAGUAUGAAGCCAUGGCCAGCUCCAACAUGCAGGAGACUGAGGAGUGGUAUCGGUCCAAGUUUUCAGACAUGACGGAUGCAGCCAAUAGGAAUGGAGAGGCGCUGCGGCAGGCGAAGCAGGAAGCCAAUGAGUACCGGCGCCAGAUCCAGGUCAUGACCUGCGACCUGGAGGCACUUAGAGGAAGCAACGAGUCUCUGGAGAGGCAGAUGCGUGAGAUGGAGGAGCAGUUUGCUAUCGAGUCUGCGAAUUCCCAGGAGUCCGUGGUGCGGCUGGAGGACGACAUCAACAGCCUGAAGGAGGAGAUGGCGAGGCACCUGCAGGAAUACCAGGACCUGCUUAACGUCAAGCUGGCCCUCGAUAUCGAGAUCGCCACCUACAGGAAGCUGCUGGAGGGAGAGGAGAGCCGAAUCACUGUUCCUGUCCAAAGCUUCUCAAACCUUCAGCUCCGAGAAACCAACCUGGACACCAAACUGUCUCCCGAGUCUCAUGUGAAGAGGACCGUUCUGGUUAAAACCGUGGAGAUGAGAGACGGGGAGAUAAUCAAGGAGUCGACGGCAGAGCGUAAGGACCUGGCCUGAGGGUCCCCCCUGAGCCUGAAGCAGAGCAAGGCUCUAUAGCAAGCUUAGCUUCUCCCCCCACUGUAGACUAGACUGCUGUGACCAGUACUGACCUGUGCCUCUGUGUGCCUGUCUGUCUGCGAGUGUGUGUCUGUGUCUCACAGUGUCUGUCUGUCUGUCUGUCUGUCUGUCUGUCUGUCUGUCUGUCUGUGAGUGUCUGUAAAGGGUCGUGUGUGUGUGUGCGUGAGUCUGUGUGUGCGUGAGUGUGUGUGUGUGUCUGUGUGUGUGUGCGUGUGUGCGCGUGUGUGUAUGUGUGUGUGAGUCUGUGUGUGUGUGUGUCUGUCUGUCUGUCUGUGUGUGUGUGUGUGUGUGUGCGAGUCUGUCAGUGUGCGUGUGUGUGUGUGUGUGUGAGUCUGUCUGUGUGAGUAUGCGUGUGUGUGUGUGUGUGUGUGAGUCUGUCUGUGUGAGUGUGUGUGUGUGAGUCUGUGUGUGUGAGUGUGCCUGAGCCUUCAGUGUGAUAAGCUUAGAGAAGUCCAAUUCCAGUAUAAAUGAGCUGUGGGUUUGCUAUGCUAACCCCAAGUCCCGCUGUCCCCAUUCCCUCUAUCCCCAGCCCCCGCCUCCCCCAGUCCCGCUGUCCCCCGUUCUCCCCAGUCCCACUGUCCCCAUUCCCUCUAUCCCCAGCCCCCGCUCUCCCGUCCCUCUGUCGUAAGUCCCUCUGUCCCCAGUCCCGCUGUCCCCAGUCCCUCUGUCCCCAGUCCCUCUGUCCCCAGCCCUGCGGUCCCCAGCCCCCCGCUGUCCCCAGUCCCUCUGUCCCCAGUCCCACUGUCCCAAGCCCCUGCUCUCCCGUCCCGCUGUCCCCAGCCCUGCUGUCCCCAGUCCCACUGUCCCAAGCCCCCGCUCUCCCGUCCCACUGUCCCCAGCCCUGCUGUCCCCAGUCCCACUGUCCCAAGCCCGCUCGUCCGGCACGCAGUCUGCACUCUCCCUGGAAGCUCUUGCUACUCACGUAAUGCAGUUUGUUUGUUUUGUGAAUACAGUGACAGAAAGCAAUUGGGGAUGUUUUAUGGUCUUGGUGUAUGUUAAGCUAAGGGAGAGAGGGAGUGAAAGAGAGAGAGAGCACGAGAGAGAGGGAGAAAAGGAGAGAGAGAGAGCAGUAUUCCAGGGUGCAGGGAAGAAGGGAUUCGAAUUAGAAAAGGAGGGUUGAUGUUUCCUGAGGGCACUCUCUUACAGAGACUCACUCCACUUUAGGGACAGAGAAAUCUAGGGCAGUGUUUGAUAGACAAGCACUUUGACCCUCACUCUUACCAGUCCUGGUUUGCUUUUGUUUACUGUCUCGAUUGUAGCCACAGAAACAAGCCAGGAUAGAAAACAAAGCUGUUCUAAAAACCCCGGUCUAAUCUGAAGAGAAGAGGCUUCUUUGUCAAACCCCACCUCUUACACAGGCCCUCUACCUCGCUACCCCUACAGUGAACCAACCCCUAAUCGAGAGCUCAAUGCCUCUCACACGUCACUCCACCUGCUCAACCUGCAGCAACGCCCCCUUAUCUCCCCCUGCUGGGGCUAAUAAAACUUACAGAGCACUUAUAGAAACCCCAGCAUGGGGGCAGUCCCCUGGGAGUCCUCCCUCCUCUGUGCUGCCCACAGUCUCCUCUCCCAGCUCACACACUGUAGCAUGCAGCUUCCAGCCCUGGUCACAGCAGUCUGGAGCAAUGGGCACCCAGCACUGAGCAGAUAGAUAGCAGAGCACAAGAAGCCCAGCACAACGUUACUGACCAUACUUCGCUCUCGUUUUAAUGAGGAACGGUAAAGUUCUGUAUCUUUAGGAGUGGCAGCCUGUAACCGUUUAACAAUAAUAAAAAGAAACUGUAGAUGAACUUGC